AUGAAUCCGCAAAAAGAAACUUAUCGUAGUACAAAAUCAUUUCAAGUCGAAAAAAUAGUAGUUGAGAUUAGAUUUACUGAUCCAGCGAUGUACAGUCUCGUUGCGCACGAUAUACUUAAUGAUUGCGUCAAGAGUAGUAGUAUAGUUAAUGAUGAUUUUCAAUUCGGUCUGCUCUACUGUAGGCGAACCAAUCCCUUUCAAGUACAAGAUGAGAGAUUACGAGAUGUCAAUUUGGCCCGAGUUCACCGCCUCUUCAAAAAGUGGCUUGACAUGUUGGCAAGCUCAGAUUAUCGGGAGAAUAGUAAGGAGGCAAGAAAACAAAAGUGCAAUUCAACUAAGUGCAAAAGUCAAGGCAACAGAAAUGAUACAAGCUUGAGUUCAUCGAAAUGUUCAGAUUAUAGGAGUUAUUAUAAUUACUACCGCAAAAGCCGCAAACGCUAUUUUAAAAGCCAUAAAACAGAAAAUUUGAUCGUAGAAAGUCCAACUUCACAUAAAUCACAUCCUUCUUUCCACGAAGACAAUCUCAAUGAAUUUUUGGAUAGUCUGAUCUUUGACUCUACUAUUGAUAAUCGUUUGCAGUUUUUGUUUUUUGAGAAAACUAAAUCCACUCUGGAUUCAAACUACAUGAACAUUAAGUCAAAAGUUAACGUGACUAAUAAAAGUGACAAGAUGAUAUUCGCGUACUCAUCUAUCGAAGCAUUGGACGAUGCUGAAGAAACUAACAGUCGUCCUGUUAAAAUUAAAGGCGCUAAACAAAAACAGUUGGGAACAGACGAUCAGGAUUCAGAUACUAAAAAAUAUGGUAAAAGCCCAAAAUUUGACGACAAGCUAGACAACGCAAGCUUUUUCAAUGCCAGUCGCGAUCGUCAACUAACACAGAAUCCACCAAAGGUCACAAUGUUCGGAAGUACAGAUUCUCAAAACUGGAAAAAUCAAGAUAUUUAUACAGAAGAUAAUUCAAAUAGUGAAAACAAUUAUGAUGGAAUAGUAUUUAAUACUUUAGAAGGUUUUGUUCCUAAAUCUAGUACUUCAGAUAAUUCAUAUUUUUUCGACCAACCGGGACCUAGUGAUAAAAAACCUCACAAAGAUCAAUCUAUCUUUUCUAAUAACUGUAUUAACGAUCAAAAUAUCUUUAUGAGCAAUAACAAUAUACCUAUGACACAAGAAUUUAUUUCAGAAAAUAUUAGUGAAAAGUUUAAUUUUGAAAAUGGUUAUCCUAUUGGUGAGAAAGAAUAUUUACAAGGUGAAGAUAUGUCUAUGAAAAAUGAUAAAAUGCUUGAAAAAGUUGAAUUCACACCUGGAGACGUAGGAAGAAUGUUAAACAUGGGAAAUGCUUUAGACUUUCCUCGGACUCAAUCAACAGAUGAUUUAAAACUUGUCAAGAUGCAUCUUCCAAUUAUUCUCCGACUUACUAUUAACUGUCCAUUUAAAAAUGUGCGAGUUAAAUGUAUUGAAAUCCUUCAAAUAAUGAAGGAGCGAGAAUUGUCAAUUCCAAUACCGAUAUAUAAUGGACCUAGUGCAUUUAUUCCCAGUUCAGAGGUGAGUUUUUAA
This is a messenger RNA of Cotesia congregata, 1551 nucleotides long. Lineage: Eukaryota; Metazoa; Arthropoda; Insecta; Hymenoptera; Braconidae. The record is from the annotation of a GenBank genome assembly.